Haliotis rufescens (red abalone) is the source of this 1917-nucleotide messenger RNA. Its product is annotated as geminin-like. The record is from RefSeq and is a predicted model, not a curated record. The transcript is spliced from 6 exons. Gene Ontology annotation, biological process: negative regulation of cell cycle; negative regulation of DNA replication. Gene Ontology annotation, cellular component: nucleus. Lineage: Eukaryota; Metazoa; Mollusca; Gastropoda; Lepetellida; Haliotidae. The coding region runs from base 80 to 1051 and encodes 323 amino acids.
UUCACGGUCACCUCAAGCAGCACGAGCUAGUUCAAUCAUUCAACUCCAGGUGGCGCUCGAAAACUGCGGGAGUUUCAACAUGGCGACAAAGGCAAUCUCUGUGAAUUCUCUUGAAAAUGCUAUAAGACCUGGCAAACAAUUUAAAGAAGGAACAACGGAAAAGACCCAAAGAAAAACAUUACAGACCUUGCAGUUGUCGGCAAUUGGCGAAAAAAGUCUCAGCGGAAAAGGAAUUAACAGAAAUGAUACUGGCAAAAACAAAAAGAAGAUCAAACCGUCAAAUGAAAGAGUUAAGGUAUUUGAAGAUGAAAAGCCAUCGACAUUUGUACCCUUGGAAACUCGAGCAACACAGACAGAAAUAGAUGAAGAUCAUGGCGACAAUGGAGACGAACUUGAUGACCUUGCUGAGGCUGACCGGGAGGCUUUAGAGCUCAUGAGUGGAGAUCAUGUCCCGGAGAAUUACUGGAAACUCUUGGCAGAAGAAAGAAGAAGUGCUUUGAAUGAUACCCUUGAGGAAAAUGAACAGCUGCACAAAGAAGUGGACAGCUUGAAAGAAGAAAAUGAAAAACUGUCCGACUUGGCCAGUAAAGCAGAGUACCUCUCAGGCAUUUUGCAGAGUGUGAUAUCAGAUGAAGAGGAUAAUGACAGCGUGGAUGAUGAAGAUUACAAGACGGGUGACGAACAACUUCUUGAUGACGACACAAACUACAACACAGUCGAAGUCUGUGACAGUGACAGUGACAGUGACAGUGACAGCAGUGUAUAUUCUGCUGCAGCUUCAAACUUUACAACUACCAACACUGCUCAAACAAACACUACAGACUCUGAGUCCAGUGAUGGAGAUUCGCAAUCAAGUGACAGUACGAAGUCUGAAAAUUCUAUCGUCAAAAGAGUUAGGGACAGCUCACAGAGACCCCAGAAUCUUAAUCGGCUAUCUCAGAGAUUUAGUGGUGAAUGGGUUAAUGUGGAAUUGGACGAAGAGAAAGUUGCAUCCACAGAAAUCAUUAAGGGAGAUGUACUUGCCACGCUUAAAGAGGAUGAGAGGAGUUAGACAUGUUGAUUAAUGACUCUAGUGAUCCAUCAUGAUUAUGUGUGAUGGAUGUGUCCACAUGUAUUUGCCUGAGUAGAAGUUAUCCUGUACUGUUUUUAUUUCCUUCUGUUCGAAUGUUAGCUUGUUGCAUGAAUUAUUCAAAACUGUAAUGUUUGUGCUGUAAUUCCAUUUGAUUUUUGUUGCAAAGAAAGACAGGUUGAGAAUCAUCCAUUUUCAAUUUCAUAUAUUUGAAACUGUUUUUACAAAGUGCUAAGUAAAUUGUGAAAUAUGCCCAGUCAUAGGUAAUGACUAAAUGUAAACACGUACACAGAAUUAUUUUAUAGCAUUUUAUAAGUUUUUAAUUGGAAUAGUGGAAGGUUUUUGUGCAUGUAUUGUGGUUUUUAUUUACCUGCCUACAUCAUGUCCAUUGGCUGCAGCUCUGAAGCACUCGCUGGACACUGGAUUUUAUCACUUACUGUGUUUCUGUAGGAAUGUAAAUGGUGCUUUAUUAAGCCUUAAUCUAUCAUUUAUCUAUCAUUUAUCUUUGGAUGUGGUAUUGGGGCACAGGUGACCAAGUUGUCUAAAAUGCCACAAUUUGCUGUGCAGAGUUGUCCAUAGGCAUGGCAGAAGCCUUUUUUCAUGGAUUCGAAUCUGAUUCGCCAGGAUAAUGUUUCUUGGUUUGCAUGCUUCAUAACGUGCUCAUGGUUUUCACCGAAGUGGUAAACGUCUUAGACCUGCAUCACUUUGGGCUUUCCUUCCAGUUCAAGCUGAUAUAUUGUUCAAAGCAGCGUAAAACACAACUCACAAGACUUUGAAGGCAUUUAGAAGGGAUACACAUAAGGAAGAGAAUUUAUGGAUGUCAACUUCAACCUCAUAAAAAAGAAGUU